Molecule: messenger RNA, 1747 nt
Organism: Nomia melanderi (Alkali bee)
Lineage: Eukaryota; Metazoa; Arthropoda; Insecta; Hymenoptera; Halictidae
Product: uridine phosphorylase 1
Biological process (GO): uridine catabolic process; nucleotide catabolic process
Cellular component (GO): cytoplasm; cytosol
Molecular function (GO): uridine phosphorylase activity
Source: RefSeq, a predicted model, not a curated record
UGGUGGGAUAACGAUGCCCGAUCAAAGAGGGGAUCGUAUACAGAUCGCACUGCUAUUUGCAACAUUUCCCGGCGCGUUCAGUUACGCGCGCAUUCAUUUCAGAAGUCGCCUCGCGAACUUCCACCUCGAGGUCCCCUAAAAACGCCCCGAGUUCCUAGACACCGGAAGAUCUCGUCUGCGCUUGGUAAACGGUAGAACCGAGAUCUGCCCGAUGACGUUGUGCACGUGCGGGAAGCGAGCUCCAGGUGAGGAGGACCACGUGUGCCAGGCGAAUCCUCCUGCGGAGAACGAUAAGUCCGAGGGGACCGACAAGUUCGACAACGCGGUUCGCUACAGCGAUGGAUCGGUGCGACUUCGGAAUCCAAACAUCGAGCUCAUGGAUCAGGACAUAUUGUACCACCUCGCGCUUGGCAGCGAGUCCCAUGAUCUCGUCGCAAUGUUUGGUGACGUCAAGUUCGUCUGUAUGGGUGGCACGCCGAAACGAAUGGAAGAAUUUGCCUACUACAUAAUGAAGGAAAUAGGUCAUAAGCUUCCACCUGGAACGACGCUUCUUGACAUUAGCCAGUAUUCGUAUCGGUACUCUAUGUACAAAGUUGGACCAGUAAUUUCUGUUAGUCAUGGUAUGGGCAUCCCAUCGGUUGGAAUUCUCCUCCACGAGGUGAUCAAGCUAAUGUACCACGCAAAAGUGAAAGACCCAAUAUUCUUUAGGAUCGGUACUUGCGGUGGAAUUGGCCUUGAUAGCGGUACCGUUGUAAUUUCUGAAUCAGCGGUCGAUGGAAUGUUGAGGCCUUACUUAGAACAGCCUGUAUUAGGAAAAUUGAUGAGGAGACCUGCUAAGUUGGACCGACAGUUGGCUCGUGAUCUGAAGGCACUCGCGAACCGUGACGAUCCCUACGAUACUGUGAUCGGUAAAACGAUGUGCACCGACGACUUCUACGAAGGACAGGGUCGGCUGGACGGUGCUUUUUGCGAGUUCACGGAAAACGACAAAAUGGAGUAUUUAACCACGCUGAAAAACGCCGGCGUCGUUAAUAUAGAAAUGGAAUGUCUGGCUUUCGCAGCUCUCACGCAUCAUGCUGGUAUCAAGUCAGCUGUAGUUUGUGUGACACUACUAGAUCGACUUAAAGGCGACCAGGUAAUGACACCGAAGGAGGUCCUGAACGAAUGGCAGUUUCGACCGCAACAGUUGAUUUCACGUUACAUAACCAGAUACCUUCAACAAAAAGGUCGCCUUUCCCUUGAAGGCCACGGAUCGAUGAGUGUCAAGAGCCCACGUCGAUUCAAACUGGUACAACAGGAAUCUAAAACCUACGAUUAAAUCAAUAACGCGUCACAAAUUAUAUCGAUAUGUCGAUAUAUAUACAUAUAUAUAUACAUAAUGUGUUGAUAAAAGUAAAACGCGAUGUCAGAAUUUAAUGAAAACGUAUGGAUGCGUUGGGUUCUAUCUAUGAUAUAUUUAUUUACAUCAAAAUCAUAACAAAAGAUAUCGCGAUUACUACAAAGAAAUCCAUAAUUGAUAAGAACCGUAAAAUUCGUUUAGUAUUUCUUCUUUCCUAAAUUUUAUCAUAAUUGCAUAAGGAAGCUCAGAGGAUCGAUAAUCCUAUUAGUUUUAUCGCAAUCGUGCGGUAACUCAAGUACAAAACAGACAAUGUAUUUAUUUGAGCAAUAAGUUCGUUCGACAUUUGAAAAUGUCUACAUGUCAAUAAAUAUUAAUUUAAUUAACUGAUGAUCCAUGGACGACGUUUAC